Cavia porcellus (domestic guinea pig) is the source of this 4687-nucleotide messenger RNA. It is a transcript of the gene Dhx9, whose product is annotated as DExH-box helicase 9. Gene Ontology annotation, molecular function: ATP binding; 3'-5' DNA helicase activity; double-stranded RNA binding. The record is from RefSeq and is a predicted model, not a curated record. The coding region runs from base 179 to 4576 and encodes 1465 amino acids. NCBI's taxonomy places the organism in Eukaryota, Metazoa, Chordata, Mammalia, Rodentia, Caviidae. Gene Ontology annotation, cellular component: ribonucleoprotein complex; nucleolus; cytoplasm. The transcript has 29 exons. Gene Ontology annotation, biological process: regulation of mRNA processing; positive regulation of transcription by RNA polymerase II.
CUCUGGCUCCACCCCCUGGCACAGCGGUCGGAGCCAUUUCACCGCCUCCUCCACGCGGGUUGCGGUGUUCUCCGCAGUUUCUCUGUGGAAGGCCAGAGCUACGGACGGACGGUCGCGAGAGGGCUGUACUGUCAGGCACCGGGAAGCAGGGGCCGGGUCUGAAGAAAACUCGUGAAUCAUGGGUGACAUUAAAAAUUUUCUGUAUGCCUGGUGUGGCAAAAGGAAGAUGACUCCAGCCUAUGAAUUUAGAGCAGUAGGGAACAAAAACCGUCAGAAGUUCAUGUGUGAGGUUCGUGUAGAAGGGUUUAAUUAUACUGGCAUGGGCAAUUCUACUAAUAAAAAAGAUGCACAGAGCAAUGCUGCCAGAGACUUUGUUAACUAUUUGGUUCGAAUAAAUGAAGUAAAGAGUGAAGAAGUUCCAACUGUUGGGAUUGCACCUCCCCCACCUCCAGUUACUGAAGCUACUGACACUGCUACUACUGAUGCUGGAAAAAACAGUGAAAGUUUACCAACCACCAUGGGAGGACCUCUUCCACCACAUCUGGCUCUCAAGGCAGAAAAUGAUUCUGGAGCUGGAGCAUCUGGCUUUGGUGCUGCUUCUGGAUCCACCUGGGAACUGGGUACCGAUGUGAAGGACUUCUUCCCAAAAAAGGAGGACCCAGACGGAGAAGGCCGGGGAACCAAUAUGAAGGACUACUACUCAAGAAAGGAGGAACAAGAAGUAGAAGCGACUCUAGAAUCAGAAGAAGUGGAUUUAAAUGCUGGGCUUCAUGGAAACUGGACUUUAGAAAACGCUAAGGCUCGCCUGAACCAAUAUUUCCAAAAGGAAAAGAUCCAAGGGGAAUAUAAGUACACCCAAGUGGGUCCUGAUCACAACAGGAGCUUUAUUGCCGAAAUGACCAUUUAUAUCAAGCAACUGGGCAGAAGGAUUUUUGCACGUGAACAUGGAUCAAAUAAAAAGUUGGCAGCACAGUCCUGUGCUCUGUCACUUGUCAGACAGCUCUAUCAUCUUGAAGUAAUUGAAGCUUAUUCUGGACUUACAAAGAAGAAAGAAGGAGAGAGAGUGGAGCCUUACAGAGUUAACAUUUCUCCUGAUUUAGAGCAUCAGUUGAUAAAUGUGAUUCAAGAGCUAAAUCUUGAAAUUGUGCCUCCACCUAUUGAUCCUUCUAUGCCAGUUCUAUUCAACACUGGGAAACUGGCUCACUUUGAACCAUCUCAACGACAAAACCAAAUAGGUGUGGUUCCUUGGUCACCUCCACAAUCCAACUGGAAUCCUUGGACUAGUUGUAACAUUGAUGAGGGGCCCCUGGCUUAUGCUACUCCAGAACAAAUAAGUAUGGAUCUUAAGAAUGAAUUAAUGUGCCAGCUAGAACAUGAUCAAGAUUUGCAAGCAGUCUUACAGGAGAGAGAGUCUCUACCUGUGAAGAAAUUUGAAAGUGAAAUCCUGGAAGCAAUUAAUCAAAAUUCAGUUGUUAUUAUCCGAGGGGCUACUGGAUGUGGUAAAACCACACAGGUUCCACAGUUUAUCCUGGAUGACUUUAUCCAGAAUGAUCGAGCAGCAGAGUGUAAUAUUGUAGUAACUCAGCCUAGGAGGAUCAGUGCAGUCUCUGUGGCAGAGCGAGUUGCGUAUGAAAGAGGAGAGGAGCCUGGAAAAAGCUGUGGCUACAGUGUUCGAUUUGAGUCUAUACUUCCCCGUCCUCAUGCCAGCAUAAUGUUUUGUACUGUAGGUGUUCUAUUGAGAAAAUUAGAAGCAGGCAUUCGAGGAAUCAGUCAUGUAAUUGUUGAUGAAAUACACGAAAGAGACAUUAAUGGUCUCACUAUGCAAUUCAGACUGGCUUUAAACUCACUUUGUAGGCCAGGCUGGCCUCAAACUGGCACCAAUCUUUCCUCUACUUCCCGAGUGAUGGGAUUACAGACUGACUUUCUUUUGGUGGUCUUGCGUGAUGUGGUUCUGGCUUAUCCUGAAGUUCGCAUUGUACUUAUGUCUGCUACUAUUGACACCAGUAUGUUUUGUGAAUAUUUCUUCAAUUGCCCUAUCAUUGAAGUUUAUGGGAGAACUUUCCCAGUUCAAGAGUAUUUUUUGGAAGACUGUAUUCAGAUGACCCAGUUUGUUCCUCCACCAAAGGACAAGAAAAAGAAGGAUAAGGAAGAGGAUAGUGGUGAGGAUGAUGAUGCGAAUUGCAACUUGAUCUGUGGUGAUGAAUAUGGUCCAGAAACAAAGUUGAGCAUGUCUCAGUUGAAUGAAAAGGAAACUCCUUUUGAACUCAUUGAAGCUCUUCUUAAGUACAUUGAAACCCUUAAUGUUCCUGGAGCUGUGUUGGUUUUUUUGCCUGGCUGGAACUUGAUCUGUACUAUGCAGAAGCAUUUGGAAAUGAAUCCACAUUUUGGAAGCCAUAGGUAUCAGAUUCUACCUCUGCAUUCUCAGAUUCCACGAGAAGAACAGCGCAAAGUGUUUGAUCCAGUACCAGUUGGAGUAACCAAGGUUAUUUUGUCCACAAAUAUUGCUGAAACGAGCAUUACCAUAAAUGAUGUUGUUUAUGUCAUUGACUCUUGCAAACAAAAAGUGAAACUAUUUACGGCUCACAACAACAUGACCAACUAUGCUACAGUCUGGGCAUCCAAAACAAACCUUGAACAGCGUAAAGGCCGAGCUGGUCGUGUGCGGCCUGGAUUUUGCUUUCACCUCUGUAGCCGAGCCCGUUUUGAGAGACUCGAAACCCAUAUGACACCAGAGAUGUUUCGAACACCAUUGCAUGAAAUUGCUUUGAGCAUAAAACUUCUGCGUCUGGGAGGAAUUGGCCAGUUCUUGGCCAAAGCAAUUGAACCUCCACCUUUGGAUGCUGUGAUUGAAGCAGAGCAUACUCUUAGAGAGCUUGAUGCAUUAGAUAUCAAUGAUGAAUUGACUCCUCUAGGACGAAUCCUGGCUAAACUCCCCAUUGAGCCCCGUUUUGGAAAAAUGAUGAUAAUGGGAUGUAUUUUCUAUGUGGGAGAUGCUGUCUGUACCAUUGCUGCUGCUACCUGCUUUCCAGAGCCUUUCAUCAGUGAAGGGAAGAGACUGGGCUAUAUCCAUCGAAAUUUUGCAGGAAACAGAUUUUCUGACCAUGUGGCACUUUUGUCAGUAUUUCAAGCCUGGGAUGAUGCUAGAAUGGGUGGAGAAGAAGCAGAGAUACGUUUUUGUGAACACAAAAGACUCAAUAUGGCUACAUUAAGAAUGACUUGGGAGGCCAAAGUUCAACUUAAAGAAAUUUUGCUUAAUUCUGGUUUUCCAGAAGAGUGUUUGUUGACACAAGUGUUUACUAACACUGGACCAGAUAAUAAUUUGGAUGUUGUUAUCUCUCUCCUGGCUUUUGGUGUAUACCCCAAUGUGUGCUAUCAUAAGGAAAAGAGAAAAAUUCUUACCACUGAAGGGCGUAACGCACUUAUCCAUAAGUCAUCUGUUAAUUGUCCAUUUAGCAGCCAAGACAUGAAGUACCCUUCUCCCUUCUUUGUAUUUGGUGAAAAGAUUCGAACCCGAGCCAUCUCUGCUAAAGGCAUGACCUUAGUUACUCCCUUGCAGUUGCUUCUGUUUGCCUCCAAGAAAGUCCAGUCUGAUGGACAGAUUGUGUUUGUAGAUGACUGGAUCAGACUGCAAAUUUCUCAUGCUGCAGCUGCCUGUAUUACUGCCCUCCGGGCAGCCAUGGAAGCUCUGGUUGUUGAAGUAACCAAACAACCUAACAUCAUCAGUCAAUUGGACCCUGUAAAUGAACAUAUGUUGAACAUGAUCCGACAAAUCUCUCGGCCCUCAGCAGCUGGUAUAAGCCUUAUGAUUGGUGCUGCACGGUAUGGAGAUGGUCCACGUCCUCCCAAGAUGGCUCGAUAUGAUAAUGGAAGUGGAUAUAGAAGGGGUUCUGGAUAUGGUGGUGGAGGCUAUGGCACUGGAGGCUAUGGUGGUGGUGGUGGAGGUUAUGGUAGUGGAGGAUAUGGCGGUGGAGGAUAUGGCGGUGGAGGAUAUGGAGGGGGCUCCAAUUCCUAUCGAAGAGGAUAUGGUGGAGGCUAUAGAGGUUUCCGGGGGGGUUAUAGAGGCAACUUUGGUGGAGACUACAGGGGAUCUAGUGGAGACUACAGGGGACCUAGUGGAGGAGACUUCCGAGGACCCAAUGGAGGAGACUUCCGGGGACCCAAUGGGGGAGACUUCCGGGGACCCAAUGGGGGAGACUUCCGAGGACCCAAUGGGGGAGACUUCCGAGGACCCAAUGGGGGAGACUUCCGUGGACCCAAUGGGGGAGACUUCAGAGGACCCGGUGGGGGAGACUUCAGAGGACCCGGUGGGGGAGACUACAGAGGACCCGGUGGGGGAGACUACAGAGGACCUGGUGGGGGAGACUAUAGAGGACCCGGUGGGGGAGACUACAGAGGUCCUGGUGGGGGAGACUACAGAGGACCCGGUGGGGGAGACUACAGAGGACCCGGUGGGGGAGAUUUCAGAGGACAUGGUGGAGGAGGCUACAGAGGGUCUGGGGGAUUCCAGCGAGGAGGUGGCAGAGGAGGCUUUGGAGGCGGCUAUUUUGGACAAGGAAGAGGAGGUGGUGGCUAUUAAAACUUUACAUGUCAGUGCCGAUGCAUAGACAAUUUAAAAAAUACAAAGCAUGCUAUGUGUUUUUCCCCAAAAUGUUUAUUUGCUCCCCCCAAAUAAACCCAUUUUCUUUUA